AUGAACAUAAAUAUGGAUCCAAAUGCUACCAGUCCGUGGUUUACAGUCCCUGAAGAAGAAUUUCCACCCAUGAACGUACAAAUGCAGCAGCAGCAGCACACAAUGCACAACACUUGUAGCUCUAAUAUGAAUCAGAUAUCGGCAAUAGGAGCAUCUAGUGGACUGAAUGGAACGCUUGGGGUCUCUUCUUCUAGUUAUUAUGAUGACGUGGACGACGAGAACGAAUUUGCCAAUGAACCGCCUCUUUUAGAAGAAUUGGGCAUACAUUUUGAACAUAUUUGGGCAAAAACAGUCUCUGUGCUCCUCCCGACAAAACAAAUUAACGAGCAUAUAUUAGAUGAUGCAGACCUUGCUGGACCACUUGUAUUUUGUUUUCUUUUUGGUACUUGUUUGCUCUUGGCUGCAAAAGUUCAUUUUGGGUACAUUUAUGGAUUUGGUGUACUCUCAUGUCUCUUCAUGUACUUACUCAUGAAUUUAUUGUCUCCUGAACGGACAAUUGACAUUUAUCGAGUCUGUUCAGUACUGGGUUAUUGCUUGUUGCCAAUUAUUGGCCUUGCAGCAAUCAAUAUUGUCAUCUCCGUGAAGGAUUUGGGGAUUAUGGGCUUUGUACUCGCUAGUGUCUGCACUUUAUGGAGUACGCAUACGGCAUCACGAUUUUUUGAAAAAGCACUGUACAUGACAGAGCAAAAGUAUCUUGUUAUGUACCCAACUAUGCUGGUAUAUGCUUGCUUUGUGCUCAUUGCCGUGUUUUAA
Peronospora belbahrii is the source of this 753-nucleotide messenger RNA. The record is from the annotation of a GenBank genome assembly. NCBI's taxonomy places the organism in Eukaryota, Oomycota, Peronosporomycetes, Peronosporales, Peronosporaceae.